Molecule: messenger RNA, 1735 nt
Organism: Cuscuta campestris
Lineage: Eukaryota; Viridiplantae; Streptophyta; Magnoliopsida; Solanales; Convolvulaceae
Source: the annotation of a GenBank genome assembly
GUGCAACGCGUAGGAUGCGUACGUAUAGUGUAGACGUAAUGACAAUGACUUUUUUCGUGCACAAUUCAAAACAAAAGAUGGAGUUUGACUUUUCUCCGGUUUUUACCUGAUCAAAUAAUCAUCUUCCAGAGCCUCUCUACUUUACUGUUGUCUUUUUUUAAGGUAUAAGAUUUUCCUUCUUCUUCAUUCAUCCUCCAAAGACUGAAACAAAUGGGAGCAGAGGAAGGAGAACAGUAUCUUCCCACUCUGCUAUCCCUCUUCGAUUCUUUCUGGUUCGAACAACAAAUUCUCACCUCAAGAAACUCAGCCACAGCAACAAAGCCCCAAGAAGGAAGUCCCAAAAACAAGAUUUCAAGAAUCCCAACUUCCAUGCCCAGAUCUUUCAGUGACAAAUGUUUGACCUCCAAAGACUGCUUAGAUUCAGAGGAGCCCUCCCCCAUGUCUGUUCUCCUCGAGCCCAAACAGCUCCAACCCAUUCUUUCCGGCAAGGAGUUUUCCGGGAACAAUGAUCUGGGCUUCAAGAACAGAGAGAGUUGCCGGAGGAGGACGAUGAUGGCGAGGAGGAAGAACAGUACAGCGAGGAACAGUAAGAGCUUGUCAGAUCUUGAGUUCAAGGAGCUAAAAGGGUUUAUGGAUCUUGGGUUUGUGUUCUCGGAUGAAGAUAGAGAAUCGGAGCUGGUUUCCAUCAUCCCUGGACUGCAGAAGAAGGGGGUUUCUGAAUCUGGGCAGAUUUCAGAUGUUUCAAGACCAUACCUUUCUGAAGCUUGGGAUGCUAUGGAGGAGGAGGAGAGGGAUAUUGGGAGUGGAUUGGGGAAUUGGAGGGUUCCAGCUUUUGGCAAUGAAAUGGAGAUCAAGAAACAUCUCAGAUUCUGGGCUUAUGCUGUUGCUUCUAAUGUUAGAUAACCCAGACCAGCCCUGUGAUGAAUGGUUAUGUUAAUCCACAAAGAGAUGCACUGUUCUUGUUUGUAUUAUAGAUUCCUACCCAAUUCGUUUAUCGUGAAAGCCAAUCUUCCUUGAUAUGGUUGUUGUGUUUACUCUGCGUUUGCUAAUUUACUCUGUGCCUGCUGCUAUGGGUAAUGCUAUGUUCACAAACUAACACAAAACUCACAAUCUUUGUCACAUCAUCAUAUCAUUUAAUAAAAAUAAAAUAAAAUAAAAUAACAAAUCACAACAAAAUAAUUAACGGAGUAAUACGGAUCUCAGCAAACUCCACUUCCCAUCUCACCAAACUCCAUUUCCAAUCUGAGCUUACCAUUUACCGUUUCUGCAACAAAAAGCUUCUCACAUCUCCUUCAGAUCUCAACGCGCUCAAUUGCUUCCGAUCUCAGCUUUUCACCAUGUUCUUAUCUUCAAUUAGUAUUACCCCUAAUUUUUGCCAUCUCCCUUUCGGAUUGCAUGAGUUCAUGAGCUAAUUUUGAGGAUGUUUCUCAAGUUUUAUGGCAAACACAUGAGGGAAACGGUAUCAAAUUAUGCUUCAUCUUCAAUAAUUGGCUUUAUUUGUUCAUCAUCACAAACAAGAACAGAAAACUGAAAAAAUUGGAUAGGCCAGAGGUAUUCCAGGUGGAGUAUUUUAGAUUUAAACAACAUGAAACAAGUUAUACUCAGAUCUCAAUUAUGGACGGAGUAUAUGGCAAGAGAAUUCAAGCACUUACACUGGAUGAAAAACUCAGUUGAUCGUAGGUAGAUAGAAGAUGAGGAGCCGUGAAAACCUUUGUUGGUGCGUCUAAAGAGAUCC